CGGCCCAGAGCCGGGACUGGGAGCCCGAGCCCUCCCGGCCGCUCUGCCGACCCGGCCAUGGAGGCGUACCGGGGCCGCGGCGGGCUGGCCGCGCUCUGGUGCCUUGGGCUCCUAGGGGGACUGGCGCGCGUCGCGGGCACGCACUACCGUUACCUCUGGAGGGGCUGCUACCCGUGCCACUUGGGUCAGGCCGGCUACCCCGUGAGCGCCGGCGACCGGAGGCCAGAUGUGGAUGAGUGCCAGGUACACAACGGCGGCUGCCAGCACAGGUGUGUGAAUGUGCCAGGCUCCUACCUCUGCGACUGCAGGCCCGGCUUCCGGCUCCACGCGGACGGCAGGACCUGCCUGGCCAUCAACUCCUGUGCCGUGGGCAACGGCGGCUGCCAGCACCACUGUGUCCAGCUCACGGUGACCCAGCACCGCUGCCAGUGCCGGCCCGAGUUCCAGCUCCAGGAGGACGGCAGGCGCUGUGUCCGGAGAGACCCGUGCGCAGACCGGAACGGUGGCUGCAUGCACACGUGCCAGGCCCUCCGAGGCCUUGCUCACUGUGAGUGCCACACGGGCUACCGGCUGGCGGCCGACCGCAAGGCCUGCGAAGACGUGGAUGAAUGUGCCAUGGGGCUGGCCCAGUGUGCCCACGGCUGCCUCAACACUCUCGGGUCCUUUAAGUGUGUGUGCCACGCGGGCUAUGAGCUGGGCGCCGAUGGCCGGCAGUGCUACCGGAUAGAGAUGGAGAUCGUGAACAGCUGUGAGGCUGACAACGGUGGCUGCUCCCACGGCUGCAGCCACAGCAGCACGGGGCCCCUCUGCACCUGCCCCCGCGGCUACGAGCUGGACCAGGACCAGAAGACAUGUAUUGAUGUGGAUGACUGUGCCGACUCACCGUGCUGCCAGCAGAUUUGCACCAACAGCCCUGGUGGGUACGAAUGUAGCUGCUAUGCUGGCUACCGGCUCGGUACCGACGGCUGCAGGUGCGAGGAUGUGGAUGAGUGUGCCUCCGGCCGCGGCGGCUGUGAGCAUCACUGCACCAACCUGGCCGGCUCCUUCCAGUGCUCCUGCGAGGCCGGCUACUGGCUAGAUGAGGACCGCAGGGGCUGCACUCCCCUGGAGCUACCCGAGGUGGACCUGGAGGGCCAGCUGCCCUUUGUGCGGCGCCCCCCGCACAUCACGGAGCUCCGGGACGAGCUGCCCCACCUCUUCCAAGAUGACUACGUGGCGGCCGAGGAGGAGGAGGCAGAGGCCCGGGGCGAACACACUCUGACGGAGAAGUUUGUCUGCCUGGAUGACUCCUUUGGCCAAGACUGCAGCUUGACCUGCGACGACUGCAGGAACGGAGGGACCUGCCUCCCGGGCCUGGACGGCUGCGACUGCCCCGAGGGCUGGACCGGGCUUGUCUGCAAUGAGACCUGUCCUCCAGACACCUUCGGCAAGAACUGCAGCUUCUCCUGCAACUGUCAGAACGGUGGCACCUGCGACCCCAUGACGGGGGCCUGCCGCUGCCCUCCGGGUGUCAGCGGAGCCCACUGUGAGGAUGGCUGCCCCAAGGGCUUCUACGGCAAGCACUGCCGCAAAAAGUGCCACUGCGCCAACCGAGGCCGGUGCCACCGCGUCUAUGGGGCCUGCCUCUGUGACCCGGGGCUCUAUGGCCGCUUCUGCCACCUGGCCUGCCCGCCAUGGGCAUUCGGGCCGGGCUGCUCGGAGGAGUGCCGAUGUGAACAGCGGAACACACGUGCCUGCGACAGAAGGGACGGCAGCUGUUCCUGCAAGGCCGGCUUCAGGGGCGAGCGAUGCCAGGACGAGUGCGAGCCGGGCUUCUUUGGGCUGGGGUGCCGGCAGAUGUGCGCCUGCCCUCCGGGUGCAGCCUGUGACCCCGUCAGCGGCGAGUGUGGGAAGCAGUGUCCUGCUGGCUACCAAGGGAAGGCCUGUGACCAAGGUGAGUGGCCAGCCCUGGUGCCCAGGGUCUGGGUGGUGUGCAGGUCGUUCACCCUGGGCUCUGGACACCAGAAACUGAGUCAGCCCUGCAGUCUGGCCUGGGCGGCACCUUUACCAGCUGUGUCCCUGUCCUGUACCAGCAGUGACAAGGCCACUGGUCUGCCCGUGGCUGUGCGGCCGAGAGGGCUGCUCAGGCAGGAGCUGCCUGCCCCUGGAUCCUGUCUGUCUGUGCCCUCUGGGCUGCCCUUCACUGCUCCCCCGUGCGUGGUCAGCCCAGGCACUGGCUGCUGGCCAAGCACAGAGUGCCCAGAGGGGACGUUCGGUGUGAACUGCUCGGGCUCCUGCUCCUGUGGGGGCGCCUCCUGCCACCGGAUCACGGGGCAGUGCCAGUGCCCUCCUGGGAGGACCGGGGACGACUGUGGGGCAGAUUGUCCCGAGGGCCGCUGGGGGCUUGGCUGCCAGGAGAUCUGCCCGGCGUGUGAGCACGGGGCCACUUGUGAGCCUGAGACCGGAGCCUGCCUCUGCCUCCCUGGCUACACGGGCAGCCGCUGCCAGGACGCCUGCCCAGCAGGCUGGUUUGGGCCCGGCUGCCAGAUGAGGUGCUCCUGUGCCAAUGAUGGACACUGCCACCCGGCAACCGGACGUUGCAGCUGUGCCCCUGGGUGGACCGGCCUCAGCUGCCAGAGAGCCUGUGACAGCGGGUACUGGGGACCUGACUGCAGCCACACCUGCAACUGCAGCACAGGCCACGGGAGCUGCGAUGCCGCCAGCGGCCUGUGCCUGUGCGAGGCCGGCUACACGGGCCCCCGGUGCGAGCAGCAGUGUCCCCAGGGCCACUUCGGGCCAGGCUGUGGGCGGCGGUGCCAGUGUGAGCAUGGGGCAGCCUGUGACCACGUCAGUGGGGCGUGCACCUGCCCAGCCGGCUGGAGGGGAACCUUCUGCGAGCACGCUUGCCCGGCCGGCUUCUUUGGCAUGGACUGCCGCAGUGCCUGCAACUGCACCGCGGGAGUGCCUUGCGACGCCGUGAACGGCUCCUGCCUCUGCCCGGCCGGCCGCCGGGGCCCCCGCUGCGCCCAGACCUGCCCCGCGGGCCUGUAUGGCAAGGACUGUCAGCAUUCCUGCCUCUGCCAAAACGGGGGCACCUGUGACCCUGUCUCAGGCCACUGCACCUGCCCAGAGGGCUGGGCUGGCCUGGCCUGUGAAAAGGAGUGCCUCCCGGGGCGCUUUGGAGCCGACUGCCAGCACAGCUGCGGAUGCCUCAAUGGUGGCCUCUGUGACCGGCACGUGGGCCACUGCAUCUGCCCGGCCGGCUGGACUGGGGACAAGUGCCAGAGCCCCUGUGCCGAGGGCACAUAUGGGGCUGGCUGUGAGGAGCGCUGUGCCUGCCGGCGGGGAGCCACCUGCCACCACGUCAUGGGGUCCUGCCUCUGUCCCCCAGGAUGGAGGGGCUCACGGUGCGAGAAUGCCUGCCCGCCUGGCUGGUUUGGAGAGGCCUGUGCCCAGCACUGCCAGUGCCCACCUGGUGCUGCCUGCCACCAUGUCACUGGGGAGUGUCGCUGUCCCCCAGGCUUCACCGGGCCCGGCUGUGAGCAGGCCUGCCCGCCCGACACCUUUGGGGAGAGCUGUGGGCAGAAGUGCCAGUGUCCCGGCGAGAACCAGGCCUGCCACCCGGCCUCGGGGGCCUGCGUGUGCGCUGCCGGCUUCCACAGCGCCGGCUGCCGGCUACGGUGCCCGCCUGGAUGGUUCGGGCCGGGCUGUGAGCAGCUGUGUGGGUGUCUCAACGGUGGCUCCUGUGAUGCGGCCACAGGGGCCUGCCGCUGCCCCGCUGGGUUCCUCGGGACCGACUGCAGCCUCGCUUGUCCCCAGGGCCACUUCGGCCCUGGCUGUGCCCACGUGUGCAAGUGUGGGCAGGGGGCAGCCUGCAACCCCGUGACGGGCGCCUGCACCUGCCCCGCGGGGAGGACCGGCGUCCACUGUGAGCACAGCUGUCCCCAGAACCGGUUUGGAGUGGGCUGUGAGCACGUGUGUUCCUGCAGAAAUGGGGGUCUAUGCCAUGCCACCAACGGCAGCUGCUCCUGCGGCCUGGGCUGGAUGGGGCCGCGCUGUGAACUGGCCUGCCCCCCCGGGCACUACGGCGCCGCCUGCCGCCUGGAGUGCUCCUGCCGCAACAAUGGCACCUGUGAGCCCACCACGGGUGCCUGCCGCUGCGGUCCCGGCUUCUACGGCCAGGCCUGCGAGCACACCUGUCCCCCCGGCUUCCACGGGGCUGGCUGCCGGGGGGCGUGCAGGUGUCAGCAUGGAGCCCCUUGCCACCCCGUCAGUGGCCAAUGCCUCUGCCCCGCCGGCCUCCAUGGCCAGUUCUGCGAGAGGGGGUGUGAGCCUGGCUCAUUCGGAGAGGGCUGCCGCCAGCAGUGUGACUGUGAGGGUGGGGUGCCCUGUGACCCCGUCACUGGCCAGUGCCUUUGCCCCCCGGGGCGCAUGGGGACCACCUGUGACCUUGACUGCAGAGGGGGCCUCUUUGGGCCGGGCUGUGCCCUGCGCUGUGACUGCGGGGGUGGAGCUGACUGCGACCCCGUCAGUGGGCAGUGCCACUGUGUGGACGGCUACACAGGGCCCACAUGCCAGCAAGGUGGGCCCCCCCAGCUCCCCGAGAGCCCAUCCCCAACCCUGGGCCCAGGGGCCAUGGACAGCCUGCAGCUCUCGCUCUGCAAGGAUCAUCUGGCCAUGAGGAGGGAGACCAUGUGUGGUCCAGCUCCACCAAGCCCAGGCGAGUGGACCGGACCUCGGGCCACCCAGCUGCACUGGCUGCACCUCCAUGCCCUAGGGCUGCUGCAGCUCAGCCUGUUUACCUGCCGUAUUUAUGUAAAGGUAUUUAUGGGCACUGGACACGCCCGCUGCGCCCCAGGCGCUGGAAGGCUGCCUGGCUCCUGCUCCACCCCGGGAAGCCCUGACCCUGGACUGUGGGGCCCUGCGGGGCCUCUGGGCGUGGGCUCUGGGGACAUGGUGAAGAGCUACGGCAGUGACAAGGCCAUAAACCCCAGUGCAGACGGACGUGGUGACGUGGGCAUGACCACGGCAGCAUACUGA
Ceratotherium simum simum (southern white rhinoceros) is the source of this 5019-nucleotide messenger RNA. Lineage: Eukaryota; Metazoa; Chordata; Mammalia; Perissodactyla; Rhinocerotidae. The record is from RefSeq and is a predicted model, not a curated record.